This is a messenger RNA of Oryzias latipes (Japanese medaka), 3945 nucleotides long. RefSeq names its product solute carrier family 41 member 1-like. Lineage: Eukaryota; Metazoa; Chordata; Actinopteri; Beloniformes; Adrianichthyidae. Gene Ontology annotation, cellular component: plasma membrane. Gene Ontology annotation, biological process: monoatomic cation transport. Gene Ontology annotation, molecular function: monoatomic cation transmembrane transporter activity. The record is from RefSeq and is a predicted model, not a curated record.
UUUUCUCAAGGACAAUGUUCAGAUGAGUCACCAUCUUUAAAUGCUCUCACUCAUCCUGUGAGUUUCCCGACCUUCCGUGCUCCUUUGUUCCUCUGUGGUGUAAGCAAAGAAGGAGGGAAAGAUGAAAUGACGUCAGAAAGAGCGGACAGAAACGGGUCCAGAUGGUGUCUGAUGUGUUCCGGGCUGCAACCUCCUCACGUGUCGGUGUCAGGUCCAGCACCUGCUGUUGGUCCAUGCGUCACACGCUCUGAGCGAGGACAACUCUGUGCAGGAAGGGCGGAGCUAAGAAAGGAAGGGAGAGCACAUCUGCAGCCUCCUCCUAACCAGACGCACACAUCCAGAAAUGAAGAAGAGACUCUGUGGUCGUCAGCACGGCGGUGGGAAGAGUUGCAAGAAGGAGGAUGGUUGGAAGCAUCCGAGGCCUGAGAAGAAGCUGCUGGCGUUCUGGAUGACCUUGUCCCUCAGGACAUGGAGCCACUUCAGGAGCACAGAGAGAUCCGUCUUCCAGCGCUCGGCCUCUGCCACACGGCUGCUGAAGAGUGAGCCGUGAGCGAAGACGCACUGGGAGGUGUUCAGGGAGAUCUCGGAGGUGUUCAUCAUGGUUCCGGCUUUGGUUGGGUUGAAGGGCAACCUGGAAAUGACGCUAGCAUCCAGACUGUCUACAGCCACGAACACGGGGCAGAUGGAGGAGCUCAGGCAGCAGCGAAGGAUGGUGUUCUGUAAUCUGGCUCUAAUUCAGGUUCAAGCCACAGUUGUGGGAUUCUUGGCAGCGGUUGCAGCCGUGGCUCUUGGGAGUCUAACCAAAGGAGGGGUGGAUGCCAUGCAGGCUGCAGUUCUGUGUGCCAGCAGUGUCACCACAGCAUUUAUCGCCACGCUCUCUUUGGGUUUGAUCACAGUGGCAGUGAUUAUCGGCUCUAGGAAGAUGGGGAUCAACCCUGAUAACGUGGCCACGCCCAUUGCUGCCAGCCUCGGAGACCUCAUCACCCUCUCUGUACUUGCUGGAGUCAGCAGCAUCUUCUUCACUUACAAAGAUGUGUGGUGCCUCACCUUGGUGGUGAGCGUUUUCUUCCUGCUUCUCAUCCCGGUAUGGGUCGCCAUGGCGAGCCACUCCCCACCCAUCAGGGAAGUCCUAAAGUCAGGUUGGCAGCCGGUCAUUUUGGCCAUGUUUAUCAGCAGCAUCGGUGGUCUCAUUCUGAAAAAAACUGUGAGCGAUCCAGACUUUGAAGGCAUGGCGGUGUUCACUACAGUCAUUAACGGGGUUGGGGGAAAUCUCGUGGCCAUUCAAGCAAGUAGGAUGUCAACGUUCCUCCAUUCCUGCAACGUUUCCGGACCUCUUCCUUUCAAGAUGAGUUCUGGACCAUGCAUUACCUUCUGUUCUGCAGAUGUAAACUCCAGAUCAGCCCGAAUACUGGCCUCUCUUGUUGUGCCGGGUCACCUCUUUUUCCUCUACACAGUGCACCUCCUGCAGGGAGGCCACGUUGCCAUGACGCCCACCUUCAUCCUGUGCUACCUGUCUGCAGCUCUUCUCCAGGUUCUGGUUCUGCUCAUCACAGCUCGCUUAAUGGUGGGCUGGCUGUGGAGAAGAGGACUGGAUCCAGAUAAUUACUCCAUCCCGUACCUCACAGCUCUGGGGGACCUGCUGGGGACCGGCUUAUUGGCUCUCAGCUUCAGAUGUGUUUUGAUGAUCAACUCCACCAGACCCUCAACUGCAGUUUGACACUUUUUGUGUGUGUAUGUGUGUGUGUGUGUGUGUGUGGGCGGGGGGGGGGGGGGGUUCUGCCCCCCCAAAAGUUCUGUGACGGUAGACGAAUUCCAAACCAUUCUUAAAGACCCGUUCUGAUGAAAAUGGUGCUUUUAACAUGUUCUUCUGGCAUUUUGCCAACGAUGGAGGAUACAUAUUAAGAAAAAUAAGCUUAAAUUUGUAUUUCUAAAUAUUUCUUUAUUCAAAUUGCAAUGAAUCAGGUUUGAUGUUUGAAAAAGAGUAUAUUUAUGAAAUAAGAAAAUAAGCUGGGAGACAAAUCAGUGUGCAUCAAAGCUCUAGUCACAAGCAACUGUAGACCACAAUUCAUUGCGUUUGAACAGUUUAUCAUUUAAACUAAAUUAGAAAUCAUUUAACUUUUUCAUCAUCAGAACACAAUGGAUUCAUACAUUUUCUUUGUACAAUAUUAGGUUUUUACUUUAGCAUAUGGGUGAUGUCAUAUUUGCUGUGUUAAAAAACAAAAACAAAAAACAAAAGUGGUUGUGUCCAUAUUGCAUUAUAAUCCAGGGCACUACUGUAGAUUGUCCCACACUUUCUUUUAGGGGUUAGACAGUAGUGGAGGAAUUCCUACAGUUCCAUAAUGGCCAAGGAGAAUUUCUCCAUUUGCUUCUUCUCACUUAAAUGGACGUAAAAUGUGGAUUUAUCUGUGGUUUACUGUUUUUAACAUCAGUUUUUUAAAGAUGUUUUUCUAUAUCAUCUUUAUAUUAACAUAAUGUUGUUAAGACACAUACAUUUGAAGCUGAUGUAGUUGCAUAUAUUUGCUAGUAGAUUAAAAAUUGGAUUUUUAGCUGGUAAUCUUGAAAAAAAAUAAAAAUAAACAAUUCAAUGUCAUGUCAAGAAUUAGAGGUGAAGGACCCAAAAUGCAGGAGACCAGGCUCAGUGGCAGAAAUGUAAAUAUUUAAGAGCAAAACUUUAACCUGACAAAAACCACACAGAAACAAAAAAGAAGUGACAAAACAGAGAUGAUGUAACCGCAAACAACUGCAAAGCGGACACUUAAAUACACUGAGGAUCAUUAACUCCCAUCAAAACAGCUGUGGAUGAUUGGCUACCUCAACCUGCUGUGACUGAUCACCAAAAACCAAACUACAGAACUCAAUCCUCACCAAGGUUUUUUUUUUUCCAUUUGAACAGAUUUAUAUUGAGCUGAAAUAGAAAAAAACAGAUCCAUUUAAAAGUCUAAAGGUGUGACAAAGCAAACAGAGAAGCAGAGCUCUCCUCAGUCAUGUAACCUUUAGGAAAUGUUGGAACUGCAAGCACUGACACUGUAGCCUCCGAAUUUCAAAAAGCUGCAUUCAAUGUCAGCUGAUGAGAGCGCGGUAAAAGAAAUUUCUGAUACGUUCGAUCAGUUCUAUGUUGCCAACACAAACACCCGUCCGUCCAUCCAGCAGACUUCUGAUAAUAAAACAAGAAAAAAGUUCCUCAUGAAAUGGAUUUAUUUAUUUGAAAGUUAGGGGACAUAAUUAUGUACCUGCUGUUGUGGGAUCAGAAAAGACAAUUACAAAAAGAGAAAAAACAAUAAAUAAAAUGUUUCAUAGUAAUAAAAAAAAUCCCUUCCUACAGUAUCAAAAAAAGAUGAUAUCGUCACAGUUAUGAACGUUGAUACUUUCGCCUGAAGACAAAGUAGAGCUCAUUUAUGGUUCUGCGUCAGGCCCAAGAAGACCCCGAAAGACAUGAUCAAUAGACAGGAACUUUACUGGAUUUGAUUGGGCGGAGUUGAUUUCUGGAACUCCAAACUCCAAAUAGGAGAGGUUACUUCACCAACUCAAACCUGGCUCCUAAAAUAAUGAAAGACUUUCUUAGUUUCUGCAAAGUAUUUUGUUUAAAAAAGGAGGGACUCUUUCAACUUUAGCCUCCCAGGUUGGUAAGAACUAAAUCCCUAUAUCUUCUGAAUAAAUAAAAAGCUGUUAUAAUGUUUAUGUAUAGAUGAAUAGACUUUGAAAAAAUGUUAAAAAUGACAAGUUGUGGAAGUGUAUUAUCAAGAAUUGAGGAAAAUACUCUCAAAAAAACAUUCCAACUUUAAUAAAUAAAUUUGUUAAUAAAUUCAAUUUAGUCAAUCAAAAAUUGUUUACAUUUAUACUAAAAACCAAGUAAAUGAAUUGUUUUAUCAUAAUGUUAAUAAGCAUUUGCUAUUAUUGAUUUACUCUCCGUUUAGUGUUAUUUGAUGUGUACUUUUUUGGCACAGA